Messenger RNA from Dryobates pubescens (Downy woodpecker), 5174 nucleotides. It is a transcript of the gene LZTS3, whose product is annotated as leucine zipper tumor suppressor family member 3. The transcript is spliced from 4 exons. NCBI's taxonomy places the organism in Eukaryota, Metazoa, Chordata, Aves, Piciformes, Picidae. The record is from RefSeq and is a predicted model, not a curated record. Gene Ontology annotation, cellular component: dendritic spine. Gene Ontology annotation, biological process: regulation of dendritic spine morphogenesis. Bases 255 to 2246 code for a protein of 663 amino acids.
CCGCCGUUUGCCGCAAGAAGGGGGGGGAAACGUGGCUGCGAGUGUGUCGUGUGUGCGUGUCGUGUGUGUCGGCGACAUACGACAGAAUGAGAUGAGACCCCUCGGACGGAAGCGGCCACCCGGCUGCGCGACCAGCGCCGCUUGAUCCCCUGGUCCCUGCCCCAUCGCUGCCCCAUCGCUGCCGGGGACCAGCCCCCCCAGCAUCCCCGCCAAGAUGCCACUGACCUGUGCCUCCAACUCACCCCUGCACUGCCAUGGCCACGCUAGAGACGCUGCCCAUUCUUAGUGACCCAACCUACCCUAGCCCAGAGAGUUUCCACAGCUUUGCUCCCCGGCCAUCCCAGCUCCUCUCCCGGCGCGCCAUGGGGAGCGUGGGCAGCGGCGUCGCCAACGACCAAGAGUUCGCCAUGAAGAGCGUGGGGACCCGGACGCAGAGCAGCAGCCGGCAGCUGGAGGGCUCUCGCAACGGCUACUCCACGCGGGAGAUCUCCAACCGCUACUCGGGCGAGGAGAAGACCUACAAGUCAGAGAAGGUCUCCAAUUCCCUCUACAUCAACGGCGACUUGCGGAAGAGCGAGAAGGUGAAGAUGGACAUCUGCGGGAACGUGACCACCAACAACGAGAAGAACUUGCCGCCGCCCCCCCAGUACCGGGAGCCCAACAACCCACCAAAGAUACUGCCGAUCUCCGGCAAACUAGACCAGAGCAAUGAGCCCUUAGUUAGACCCUCAGCCUUUAAACCAGUAGUUCCUAAAAACUUCCAUUCCAUGCAGAACCUCUGCCCGCCGCAGAGCAACGGAGUGACAGAGAAUAGAAAGAGCUUGAACCAUGCCAACAGCAAUAGCCCAUCCGCACCCAAGAGUGGACUGGACAAGAGCAGCCUUAACAGGACUACAAACCAAGUGGGAGGCCUUUCGGAUUCAGGGCGGAACUCGUUAACCAGCCUGCCCACCUACGGGACAGGCUACAGCCAGCACGUGGGCCCCAUGAGCGCCUCCACCAGCCACAUCAACCGCAUCGGAACGACCUACGUGGAGAAGAACAUGGUGGGAUACAACGGGAUAUCUACCUCAGACAGCGGGCGCUCCUCGAGCAAGAGCACCUCCUCCUUCAGCAGACUGAACCAUCUCAACGAGACGAUGCCUUUCCACUCGCCUUCCACAGACGACAUCAUCCAAGACCUGGAAGACCGGCUGUGGGAGAAGGAGCAGGAGGUCCUUCAGAUGCGAAGGAACCUGGACAAAAGCGAGGCGGCCAUCUUCCAAGUGUUCGAGGAGAAGCAGAAGAUCUGGGAGAGGGAAAUGGAGGACCUGAGGCAAAACUACGCCAACAAACUGCAGCAGGUCUCCAAAAAGGCGCAGCGGGCUCAGCAGGCCUUGCAGCUCCAAAUCUUCAAGCUCCAGCAGGAGAAAAAAAAACUCCAGGAUGAUAUGGGACAACUCCUCCAGCAACGAGAGGAGCUGGAGAAGAAAUUUGUGGCUUUCAAGAAGGAGCAGGCUGAAUUUCUCCCAAAGAUCGAAGAGACCAAGUGGGAGGUGUGCCAGAAGGCAGGUGAGAUCUCCCUGCUCAAGCAGCAGCUGAAGGACUCCCAAGCAGAUGUCUCCCAGAAGCUGAAUGAGAUUGUGGGACUACGGACACAGCUGAAGGAAGGUAAGAACUUCCUGCGGGAGAAGGAGGAGCAGAUCCUCACCCUGAAGGACUCCUACAGCUCCAAAAGUGUCAACCUGGAGAUCUGUGAGAGCGAGCUACAGCGGAAGAUGAGUGAGGUCCAGGUGCUGAGGGAAAAACUGAACCACUGUGAGCUGGAGGUCUCCAGCCUGAAGCGGACACUUGCCAGCAUGGGACCUCCAGCACCUUUCGGUGGGGACCCUGGCGAGAAGCUGCGGGACCCACUGGCCUGUGAGAGCGAUGAAGCCAAGAUGCAGCGGCAGAGCGAGGACAGCGUCAACGCCUUGCGGAAGGAGGUGGAGCGGCUGCAGGCCGAGCUGAAGCUGGAGCGGCAGCAGCGGGAGCAGCAGGUGAUGGACUUCGAGGAGGAGCGGCGCACGUGGCAGGAGGAGAAGGAGAAAGUCAUCAAGUACCAGAAACAGCUGCAACUCAACUACGUGGAGAUGUACCAGAAGAACCAGCUCCUGGAGCACAAAGUGAAUGAGAUGAACACAAAGGCCACCAGUCCCCCGCACACCGAGGAGAAAAAACCAUGGACUCCCUCCAGACUCGAGCGGAUAGAGUCCACCGAGAUCUGAGGUGGGACCAAGACAAGACACCGCCGACGUUUCCUUGCUGUGCAUGUACUACCUACUCAAGCCAGGGGUCUUCCAAAGGAGAACACGCUACUGUCGGAGCGGUGCCAGCCUGCUCGCACCGAGCUCCACCACCCUUACUCUGUACUUCUGUGCUCUGUAGGUAAAACAACUGUGGCUGUGCGUUGGGUUUCUCUCGAUGAUGUGGCAUCUCUUUGGGUUUUGUUUCCUAGUACAGCUGGUGAGGGUCACUUGGCUCUUUCAUAAUCUGCCGUGACUGUUAGUUCGCUAGAAGCUGCCAGCCCCUCUCCUACAAUUCACCCCUCUUUGGUUGGUUGUUUUGGAGGGUUGUGUUUGGUUUCUUUGGUUUUCCAAGCAUUCAAGUGCAGCAAAACAGUUCAAAGUGGCAGGUUUUUUUCUUUUCAGGGCAUUUUUAGCCACAUUGGCUAAUGGAGCAAAGCUCUCAGGAUCAUGAGCAAACUCACUGUUCUGCAUCAAGUAUCCUGUCUAGACGGUGGUCUUAGUGAAGUCAGUGGGAGGUUGGCCACUGACUUCAGUGAAACCAGACAUAUCUCUACCAGAUGACUUCCUCUUGCUAGCCCAUGGCUACCAUGGUUGCAAGAGGUUAGGACAUCCUUGAAGAGCAGGAUGAGCCUGUCCUGGUCACCUAAGCCAACAAGGAAUGAUCACCCAGCAGGAGCCUCUUUGAAGGCUCAGCAGAGCUUAACAUAUGCUGCGUUUUCACUUUGCUGUGGUUUCCUUCUGCAGUUCCACUCCUCUCCUGGGUUGUGACCAACCCUGGGAGCAGAAAUACCUUCCCACUUCUGCCUUGGUUUUCCCCUAUUCUUACCAUAUACUCAAGUUGUCUUCAGCAAGGAAAAAGCUUGGAAAUCCAAGCUAGUUUCCCUUCCCAAGAGUCCUCUCACUUCCCAAAGUCAAUAGAACCGAGGUUUGGGGAAGCCUCCAAACCCACAGAUGUUUAUGCAAACUGAAGCUUUAGCGAUGUGCCCCAACAGUGGGCAACUGUGCAACUCCAUUCCUAAAUGAAUGAUGCUUUGGUGGACUCUCUCAGUCCAGGGUCUACUCCAAAAAGAGCAUCUGAGCCUCACUCAGGAGUGAGCACACUCCUGCACUGCUGCAAGAUCACGACGGGGAGAGCGUUAGCCUUCAGUAUGGCCACUUUGAACAGCACCUAUCACAGCCCCACGUGGUGUGACCUGCUCUGGGGACAGAGAUUAUGCAGGUCUAGCUUAAGAAAACAGUCAGCUACUAACUCUGAGCAUGAAAGCAGUCACAAGAAGGGAAAACUCUUAAGAACACACAGAUGCUUGUGUUCCAGCAGAGUAAUAACCAAAUACUCUCUGCACAGACACUGAGAAUGGUGCAGGCGUCAAGAAUCAGAGAAUACUAUAACACCAGGAUGGAAGGGACCUCAAGGUAAAAAACAAACCAACAUCCUUCAGCUUGAAAAGGUGGUCGAAGAAGACUUGGUUCUCCCUUUCAUGGACACUUCUUUUUACCAUGGUUCACAGGAAAGAGAAAACUGUUGCACUGUGGAGUUUGUACUGAGCGGGCAGUGGUCAAAGCAUCGACACAAGGGGAAAUUUGGGCUCUUUGUCCUAAGGAGCAGCUUGAAGAACAAAGCUAGAAUUAGUCUUGGAAUGUCUGUGACUCCAGGGAGAGUUUGGCCAGAUCACAUUUCAUGUGCAUACCACGGAUAAACUUCAGGUUCUGAAGACUUUACAAACAACAGCCCUGAAGCUACACAUUUUCCACUUUUCCUUCCCAAAAGCUCCCCCUCUGCAUCACCACGUUAGGCCUUCAAGUUAGGAACAACUGUUAUUGUGGUGAGCUCCAUACUAAGCAAAUAGGCUGAGCAGGAGAGGGGAGACUUCAGUUUAGUCCCACCAACCUCCAGCCAAUGGCAAUGGACAGUGUUACUGGGCAGGAACUGUUGGUGGCUGGCAGUGACCUUUGCAACUGCAGAAAAUGGAGAUGUAGGAUGAAACCCAAGCAUUUCAAGAUCCCAGAUGAUGGUACCUCUCUUCUCCCACUGCUUCUGCCUGUGAAUUUGAAGCUGGAGGAAGACAUAACCCCUCAAUCUGGAAAACAUCAGGGCAGCUCAGGCUAAACUCCUCUCCCAGGACCAGUGAUAGAAGGAGGACUAGGUUGGGUCUGAGCCAUGAAAGGUGUGGAGAAGAGUCCUACUAAGAAUCCUGCAGAUGCUCUAGCACUCUUGGACAUCAACCUGUGCACCUCACUGAGGGAGAAAUGCAGCUGCCCAUCAGUGCCUCUCAGCAGCAGAUGCCCAAAUGCUCUGCUCAAAUCUACACUUGGCCAGGCAAGUCCUAAAGUUUCCUCCAUUGCAUACACUGGGCCUUCCAGAUGGAGUCGAACAUGCCAGUGUCAGGGCUGGAGAUCUGAUGACUUGUCUCAUCUCAUCUUUCUGUGCUUCUCUCUCCACAAAGGAUGAACCCAUGCUGUUCCUCCUCCUAAAACAGUUGUGAGACAUCUGUGCUUGUGAGGGACUUUGCAGCCCUUGGCCAAAAAAGCAAGGCAAAAAGAAACCUCAAGAGGUUUAGACACAGAUGGUCCUGUGGUAUUUUUGAGGCCACCAAAUAAAACCAGACUCAGCAGCAAGUGCCCUGACCACAGGAUGGGUCCAUUAACCUGGUGGAUUAUUUCCAACUUUGCUCCUCCUAGCCCCACUGACACUGAGGUUAGUUUCUCACUAAACACCACAGAAACCAGCACUUCCAGCAGACCCAGAGAGGUGAUUCUGCCACUUUACUCUCCUCACCUGGAGUACUAGGUCCAGCUCUGGAGCCCUCAAUACAGAAAGGAUAUGGACCUAAUGGAACAUGUCCAGAGGAGAGCCAUGAAAAUGAUCAGGGGGUUGGAGCAACCUCGGCUAUGAGGACAGGCUGAGGG